Molecule: messenger RNA, 999 nt
Organism: Fusarium vanettenii 77-13-4
Lineage: Eukaryota; Fungi; Ascomycota; Sordariomycetes; Hypocreales; Nectriaceae
Exons: 1
Coding region: 1-999 (332 amino acids)
Biological process (GO): pantothenate biosynthetic process
Cellular component (GO): cytoplasm
Molecular function (GO): 2-dehydropantoate 2-reductase activity
Source: RefSeq, a predicted model, not a curated record
AUGGCGGUCACAUCUACCAAUAUACUCCUCUUUGGUGCCGGCAGCAUCGGCGGUGUCUACCUGUAUCAGCUGCUUCAAGCUGGCUGCUCGGUAACAACCGUCUGUCGAUCCAAUUACAGCACGGUCAAGGAACGAGGCUUCAAACUAUCGUCUGUACGAUAUGGCAAUGUCGCCUUCAGACCAACUACCGUCGUGCGGGACAUCUCUGAAUGCGAGAACAUCUCGUUUAACUUUGUUCUGGUCUGCACAAAGUCCUUUCCAGGCAGCAAACCAUCGUUGCCUGAACAACUCAGACCUGUUCUGGAAGGCAGGCCACAGACGACCAUUGUUUUGGCACAGAACGGAAUCAUGAUUGAAGAGGAGAUCGCGGCAGCAUUCCCUAAGAAUCCCAUCUUGAGCGGCGUCGUCUACUGUCCCGCGGUGCAGACAGGUCCUGGCACAAUUGAGUAUCCCGAGAUGCUCAACCUCUUCGAACUAGGCACUUAUCCCUCCAAGGCGCCCCAGUCACACAAGGAUGCUGCAAGACGCUUUGCAGACCUCAUGAUCAAGGGCGGCGGUGGUGCCGAGGUCCACGAAAAUAUUCAGAUCGCGCGCUGGUCCAAGCUACUCAUGAACGCGGCAUGGAAUCCCAUUGGGGCUCUCACCCUCACUACGGAUGGGGACUUUUUGCGCACCUCGGAGCCGUACGCUCAUGACUUGGCGUGGGGCAUCAUGAUGGAGCUCGUCGAGCUGGCAAAAGCAACCGGCAUCGAGGGCGUGACGGUUGAGGUGGCCGAGAAGAAGUUCUCCAUCGCAAAGAAGAGGGCGGAGACGGGGACGGGGAGAGAGAUGAGCAUGCUCCAGGAUGUCAGGCAGAACAGAGAGUUCGAAGUGGAAGCAAUUCUGGGCAAUGCCUUGAGACUUGGGAAGCAAAAUGGUGUCCCCUUGCCUCGAUUAGAGACACUGUAUGCCCUAGCCAAGGCUAGAUGCUGGGCGCUGGUCAAGGAGAGGGCAACCUGA